GGGCAAAUAUAGCAGCCAUCUUUUUGUCUUACAAAUUCCAAAACUUAUGAACGCACCACCCGUCAUAUUUCCAAUAUGGCGACGUACGUGGUCGCAACUGCUCCAACGAAAAGCGCUACUAAGUUUGUUUCAACGUCAAUGGUGCGACAUUACAUGACGCAGAUGGUGUGUUUUUUAGUUCCCCAUCGCUUUUCUCAUCGGAGCAGCUUGUAUGAGCAUGUUUGUGAAGGAUAUAGUGACAAGCCGCAGCUGGACAUGAGAGCAGUAUGUGAGGAGACCGACAAAGUCGUCGCGAAUGUGGAGAGCAGAAAGGGCGAGCUGCGGGGGGAAGAUGUCAAGGAAAUUGUGAGUGUAUGGCAGCAACUCCAGGCUGUACGAAGGGAAAUCUCUGAGCUGGAACAACAGAAACAGCAUGUCAGUGGAACAGUCAGAGCUUUAGUGGCAAAACACAGAAAGCAAGCUCUCGCUAAUCUUCCAGAGUACAAUCAGGCACUGCAGAAAGGUCGGGAGGUCCGUAAAAGACUCAACAACCUCUACCCUAGAGAGUCGCAGUUGGAUCAAGAACACUUCAGCCGGGCACUCAGGCUCCCCAACACCACACAUCCUGAUGUUCCUAUUGGAGAUGAGAGCCAAGCCAGGGUAGUGGAGCUGGUUGGCCAAAAACGUGAAUUUGACUUUAAACCCAGAGGCCAUGUCGAACUGGGGGAGCUGUUGGGUGGUCUCAUCAGGCAGAGGCAUCUUGCUCAUGUUUCAGGUCACAGAUCUUACUAUCUGAGGGGCGCAGGUGCCAAACUUCAGACUGCUCUCCAAAACUUUGCGCUCGACACUCUGCAACGCCGUGGUUUCAUUCCAAUGGUUGUACCUGACAUGCUGAAGGGUGCAGUGUUUGAGGGAUGUGGCAUGCAGCCCAACGCCCAUCGUUCUCAGGUGUACUCCCUUGACCCGACUCGUUUCCCAGACUUGAACCUGGCUGGGACUGGAGAAGUUGGAGUGGCAGGUUAUUUCAUGGAUCAUGCGGUUAAUUUUAAGGAUCUACCUGUCAGGACAAUGUGCAGCAGUACAUGUUAUAGAGCAGAAACAGACACAGGAAGAGAGACCUGGGGCCUUUAUAGAGUUCAUCACUUCAAUAAGGUGGAGAUGUUUGGGGUGACGGCAAACGAGACAGGAGAGGAGAGUGCUCAGCUCCUAGAGGAGUUUGUCUCAUUGCAAAAAGAGAUAUUUUCUGCACUGGAGCUACAUUACAGAGUAUUAGACAUGCCAACACAGGAGUUAGGUCUUCCAGCAUAUAGAAAGUAUGAUAUAGAAGCCUGGAUGCCUGGGAGAAACAGUUAUGGAGAGAUUUCUAGUGGUUCAAACUGUACGGACUACCAGAGCCGACGCCUCAAUAUACUGUAUGAGAGAGAGGAUGGCAGCCUGCACUACGCCCACACAGUGAAUGCUACAGCGUGCGCCAUCCCCAGAACAAUCAUUGCUAUCAUGGAGACUCACCAAACUAAGGAAGGAUCAGUGCGUGUCCCCAGAGCUUUGCAACCAUAUAUGCGUCUUGAUGUGAUUGAGAGGCCAAAGUGGACCCCUCCUAAAUACAUUGGUCCUAACCAACCCAGCCGCCAACCCAGGCCUACUCCCACGAUUACGUGACAUCACUGUAGGAAAUAAUAUGUUAGAGAAGUAGUGCAGUUACAGUAAUGAUAACUAGUUCCAGAAUCUCAGUGGCACACAAUUUACCAGUCGUCUUUUCAUUGGGCAUGUUCCUUUUUAGGAUUCAUGUACUGUAUUUUCAAAUUAUACCAGAAUUACAGUAACUCAGUGGGCAACUUGGCAUACACUGCAUUUUUGUGCUUUGCUGAGGUCUCGAACUGGUUAUUGGCUAGUUGCUAUUGUUGAAUUAUGGGACAAAAUGUCUCAGUGACAUUUGAAAGAAUGUACAUACUUAACUCUGCUACCUGUUUGAUCAUGUCACGUAUGCAUGUACAGUAUGUAUGUACUACUAAUCCUGUGACAUAACAGCAACUAUUCUCCAGGACAGUUUUUUAAUGCUUGACAAAUAGGAUUUUUUUUUUUAAUUGUCUGAAUAUUUUUAGUAGUGAAAAGAGUAUUUUGACCAAAAAAUAUCUCCUGGUCGUUGACAUGACAAAGACAGUGGUACUUAUUUAACAUUAAGUCAACUAAUAUCAACGCUGGAUGACUGUGAAAGCCGGUUGCCAUUAUCACGAUGAAUAGCUUGCAUUUACUGCCCAACUUUAUUAUGUCACAAUUGUGGAAAACAUCCACAACAACAAGCAGCCGUCUACAAUCGUUUGAAGCAGUUUGAAAUAAAAAUGUCACAACAAAAUGUCUCUUAAAUAUAUUUAUGCGUGCAAAGGCCGACAGAUGCAUUUAUCUGCAGAGGCCUUUAAAUUAAUUAAUUGCGUUCAAUAUAUUAAUGCAAAUUGGGGUUAGACCAAGACCACUGAUAAUCUCCCUCGAUCUGGGGCUCCAUGCAAGAUCUCACCCCGUGGCGUCAAAAUGAUAACAAGAACGGUGAGCAAAAAUCCCAGAACCACAUGGGGGGGACAUAGUGAAUGACCUACAGAGAGUUGGGAUCACAGUAACAAAGGCUACUAUCAGUAACACAAUGCGCCGCCAGGGACUCAAAUACUGCACUGCCAGACGUGUCCCCCUACUGAAGCCAGUACACGUCCAGGCCCAUCUGCGGUUCGCUAGAGAGCAUUUGGAUGAUCCAGAACAGGACUGGGAGAAUGUGUUAUGGUCAGAUGAAACCAAAAUAGAACUUAAUGGUAGAAACACAGGUUCUCGUGUUCGGAGGAGAAAACUACUGAAUUGCAUCCGAAGAACACCAUACCCACUGUGAAGCAUGGGGAUGGAAACAUCAUGCUUUGGGGCUGUUUUUCUGCAAAGGGACCAGGAUGACUGAGGUGUGUUUUGGGGCAUUGUCAUGUUGCAGGGUCCAGGUUCGCAUCAGCUUUAAUUUUUUCACAGAUAAACUCAUAUGCUCCUCAAGCACCCUCUGAUACACGAUAGAAUUCAUGGUGGAUUCUAUGAUGGUGAGCUGGCCAGGUCUGCUGCAGCGAAGCAAACACUUCCACGCUUCACAUUUGGUAUGAGGUUCUUUUCUUGGAAUGCUGUGUUGGGUUUGCGCCAAACAUGUUCUCUGUUCUGGUGGCCAAAUAAUUCAAUUUUAGAUUCUUCGCUACAUGGAACAUUAUUCCAAAAGUCCUGGUCGUUGUCUACAUUCACUGUGGCAAACUUAAGUCUGGUCUUUAUGUUCUUCUUGGAGAGCAAAGGUUUCCUCCUUGCAUACCUCCCGUGAAGGUUAAACCUGUCAACUCUUUCCGAUUGUAGAGGCAUGCACUUUCACAUCAACAGUAGCAAGAGCCUGCUGUAGGUCCCGUGAUGACAUUUUAGGGCAGGGAUGUCAAACCACUUCCACAAAGGGCCAAGAGGGUCCUGGAUUUCGUUCCAACCAAUGAAGAGGUCAUGUUUUCACCAAUCGGAUCACCUACAAGUGUAAUCAGUAGAUUGCAGUCAGGUGCUGGGUGUUUCAGCAGAAAAUUCAUUGGUUAAUCUGUUUGCGCAGUCUUGGUUGAAAUGAAACUUAGGACCCUCUUGUCCCUUUGUGGAAUUGGUUUGACACCCCUGUUUUAGGGGUUUUGGAGACUUCUAGCAUCUUGCGGCCUGCUCUCGGGGUGAACUUGCUUGGACGGCCAGACAUGGGCAUGUUGGCAGUUUUGAGUGCCCUCCACUUUUAGACUAUUUUCCAGAAUGUGGAAGUGGAAUGGAUGAUUUUAUAUUCUUUUGAGAUCUUUUCAAAUCCCUUACCAGACUCAUAAGUGUCUACAAGCUUCUUUCUGAAGGCCUCAGACAGCUCUUUUUAUCUAACCAUGGUGUUUUCUCUCACUUCAACAGUCAUGUGCACACCAAACUAAAUGUGAGGUUUAGAUAAGGCAAGCCUUCUUCAAAACGCUGGGUAAUGAUGUUUUAAUCAUGUGCACCUGAUGUGAUACACCCA
Messenger RNA from Corythoichthys intestinalis (scribbled pipefish), 4009 nucleotides. It is a transcript of the gene sars2, whose product is annotated as seryl-tRNA synthetase 2, mitochondrial. The transcript is spliced from 16 exons. The coding region runs from base 76 to 1638 and encodes 520 amino acids. Gene Ontology annotation, molecular function: ATP binding; tRNA binding; serine-tRNA ligase activity. Gene Ontology annotation, cellular component: mitochondrion. Gene Ontology annotation, biological process: mitochondrial seryl-tRNA aminoacylation. The record is from RefSeq and is a predicted model, not a curated record. Lineage: Eukaryota; Metazoa; Chordata; Actinopteri; Syngnathiformes; Syngnathidae.